AAAUCAUAUUCCCCGGUCCACACUCCACUCCACACCACCACCCCCAACCAACACCCACACACCCUCUCUUCAUCACCGAACCCUAGCUAACCACCAACCGAUCACCAUGGCUUCCGACGACGAACACCACACCACCACCGCCUACGAACAAGAUCUCGACGACGAAGAACAAUCUGACGACGAAAUCGACGAACAACAACAACAACAACAACACCACCAAAACAUCGACGAAGAAGACGACGUCGUUUCAAUCGACGACGACGAAGAAGAAGAAGACGACGCCGUUUCCGACGAUUCCACCUCCUCCGCCGCCGGCGAGGUCACGAUCGCCGUCGCCGGCAGUCUUCCUACCGUAACCACACCGAUCGCCGCCACUCCUACCACCGCAACCACCACAACCGCCUCAAUCGUACGGUCAGAUGCAAUUAUAGAACCGAAAAAACCGUUAGAUGAUUCCAGACGGUUAUUUCAACGGUUAUGGACCGAUGAGGAUGAAAUUGAGCUGUUACAGGGGUUUUUGGAGUAUACGACGCAGCGAGGGGCAAAUUCGUCACAUCAUCAUGAUACGACGGCAUUUUAUGACCAGAUUAGAGGUAAAUUGCAGUUAGAAUUUAAUAAGAAUCAGUUAGUUGAGAAGCUUAGGAGGUUGAAGAAGAAGUAUAGGAAUGUUUUAGCUAAAACUAGUGGUGGUAAAGAGUAUGUGUUUAAAAGUCCUCAUGAUCAGGCUACUUUUGAUCUGUGUUGUAAGAUUUGGAAUGAACCAGUAGCCGUUUCAGCCGUUUCGGUCCCCGUUAUGGCUGAUGGUGGUGGAUUUGAUGAUGAUGAGGCUCAAAACCCUAACCCUAACCAUAGCACUGGUUAUAAUUUGAGUGAGCAUAAUGGGAAUGGAAUUGGUGAUCCGAAUAGCUCGGAGAAGAAAGCGCCUAGGCCGCGAAAGCGAUCACGAUUGUCUGCGAUUAAGAUUGAAGAGAAUUAUACUCAGCAGCAGCAGUAUGGGCAGGGAAUGGGAGCCGGAGCCGGAGCGGGGGCUGGGGCGUCGAAUUCGAAUGCGGCAGUUUCGAAUUUGGUUGAAGAGACUGUGAAGAGUUGUUUGUUGCCAUUGUUUAAGGAAUUGGUUAAUAAUUCGCCAAAUGGGGGGUUAGGGUUAGGGUUAGGGUUAGGAGGAAUGGGUGGGAAUACUUUUGGCAGCUCGAUGAAUUUCCCGAUUGGGGAUAUGAGUGAUGAGAAAUGGAGGAAGCAACACAUAUUGGAAUUGGAGGUUUAUUCAAAGAGGUUAGGAUUGAUGCAGGACCAAAUAAAGUCUAAGUUGGAGGAGCUUAGAUCAAUGGGGAGUAUAUGAAAUUCUGAACAUAUGGAUGCUAUCAGUGAGUGCUUUCUAGAGGUCAUAUAUUUAUUUUUCCGCUUUUAAGUUUAUUAGUUUAAUGGUCAUAUAAAUUGAAGCAUGCUGAGGUUGGCUAUUCUGAUAUGUUUAGUGACUAUCUUCUCUGCUUAUAAGAUUUCUUGUUAAAUAAUGUUAGUUUAAAUGUUUAGCCUUUUCUUUUUUAACUGUUUUAUGGAAUCAAUGAAAACAGCAAAGUUAAAGAGAUUGAACAGAGUUAACAUGAGAAAUGUGCAUCAAUCUUCUUCUAUGUGCC
Messenger RNA from Helianthus annuus (common sunflower), 1634 nucleotides. RefSeq names its product probable transcription factor At5g28040. The record is from RefSeq and is a predicted model, not a curated record. Gene Ontology annotation, cellular component: nucleus. The coding region runs from base 107 to 1339 and encodes 410 amino acids. The transcript has a single exon. Lineage: Eukaryota; Viridiplantae; Streptophyta; Magnoliopsida; Asterales; Asteraceae. Gene Ontology annotation, biological process: regulation of DNA-templated transcription.